UUAUGCGACGUUAAUCUCAGUGUGUGGAAAAAAUGGCGGACGCAAUGAACGUUGGUGUGAAUUUAGAAGCAUUUUCUCAAGCAAUAAGUGCUAUUCAGGCACUUCGUUCAAGUGUAACAAGGGUUUUUGACUCUCUGAAAGAUGGGAUGAAAAACAAAGAAACCCUCGAAGGACGCGAAAAGGUUUUUAUUACCGAGUUUCAAGAUAACCUGCAGUCUGUGAAUCGCGACUUGAAUGAAUUGGAACGCCUCAGUACCCUGGUUGGCAGACCUUCAGAGAGUCAUCCCCUUCACAACAGUGGCCUGUUGAGUCUGGACCCAGUUCAGGACAAGACCCCGCUGUACAGUCAGCUCCUUCAGGCAUACAAGUGGUCUAACAAGUUACAAUACCAUGCUGGCUUGGCGUCCAGUCUUCUCAACCAGCAGUCACUCAAGCGCUCCGCUAACCAAAUGGGGGCAUCAGCCAAGAGAAGACCCAAAGUCCAGCCCAGUACCCUGGUUCUGCCACCACAGUAUGUAGACGACGUGAUAUCGAGGAUCGGCCGGAUGUUCCCAGACAUGUCGAUUGAACUCUUCCGACCCAAUGGGACAUCGGCAGUACUUCUGGUGACGUUGGGGAAAGUGCUGAAAACCAUUGUGGUGAUGAGAAGCCUGUUCAUAGACCGGACCAUCGUGAGAGGAUUCAACGAGAACGUGUAUUCCGAGGAUGGCAAGCUGGAUAUCUGGUCGAAGUCAAACUAUCAAGUAUUUCAAAAGGUUACGGAUCAUGCCACCACUGCUCUGCUGCACUACCAACUCCCCCAGAUGCCCGACGUGGUGGUACGUUCCUUCAUGACCUGGCUAAGAAGCUACAUCAAGCUUUUCCAGACCCCGUGUCAGCGUUGUGGGAAGUUCCUGCAGGAGGGCCUUCCCCCGACCUGGAGAGACUUUCGCACCCUGGAAGCCUUCCACGACACAUGUAGGCAAUGAGGAAUCAGCGGGGAAAGGUUCCAUUGGAAACUGUUCUGACACCCCAUCUAAUAAGACAUGGCAAGACUUCACCUGCUCUUCAACCUCUGCCUACGCUAUGCAUGUAGGCAUCAGCACUGUUGUUUAUAGACUGUAUGUCACUGCCUUAUGAAUGGGCAUCAGGAAGCCAACUGGGUUGGAAUGGGAGGGAGAGGGAUCUAAUCAAAUCUGCCAAGACUGCCACUAUUGUCUCUUCCUCCCUCAUUGCCACAUAGGGAUGAGCCAGUAGUGGCAGUCCCGGUGGUUUGAUUUGAUUUUUGUUGUUGUCCUCCCACUGUGUAGGAUGAUGUCAUAUUAAUGAGUCUACUCACGUUCUACACAAUCUCACACUUUAACCCAAUCUCACAGCUGUCCAAAUGUUUGCCAUAUAAUAAAUUGUUCAGUGCUCCUGCUCCAGCCCCCUGGUUGUGCAGAACCUUUUUAUUUAGGUUCUGCACAACCAGAACCUCUCCAAAUAAUAAUAAAAUAAGUUAUUUUUCAGCAAAGUUAGAGCGACCAUAUUUAUGGCCCAAAUAUUGUGCAGUUUGUUUGGCAUUGUGUUGUAUCCCUUUUGUACAGGAGCUGGGUUUAAUAUUUCAUGAACCAUGCUGGUUAUGUGGAGGAAAAAGGCUUUUCUUUGUGAGGUGGGAGUUAAAAAGGCAAGUGAAGGGAAUUGCUCAUUUUGUAGAAUUAGGCACCAGACUUUUUGUACACUUUCAAAAUAAUCUGUGCUCUUCUUUGAUAGCCAUUGUCUAAAUAAAGUACAACAUUUUGUUUAAUAGUA
Messenger RNA from Salmo salar (Atlantic salmon), 1770 nucleotides. Its product is annotated as mediator of RNA polymerase II transcription subunit 27. NCBI's taxonomy places the organism in Eukaryota, Metazoa, Chordata, Actinopteri, Salmoniformes, Salmonidae. Gene Ontology annotation, molecular function: transcription coactivator activity. Gene Ontology annotation, biological process: regulation of transcription by RNA polymerase II. Gene Ontology annotation, cellular component: mediator complex. The record is from RefSeq and is a predicted model, not a curated record.